Messenger RNA from Gymnodraco acuticeps, 1083 nucleotides. RefSeq names its product calpain small subunit 1-like. Lineage: Eukaryota; Metazoa; Chordata; Actinopteri; Perciformes; Bathydraconidae. Bases 108 to 758 code for a protein of 216 amino acids. The transcript has 11 exons. Gene Ontology annotation, molecular function: calcium ion binding. The record is from RefSeq and is a predicted model, not a curated record.
UCUCUCUCUCUCUCUCUCUCUCUCUCUCUCUAUCUGUGCCUUCAGCUCUCUCGCCCUGCCAGCCUCUCCUGUCUCUCCACAGCAUUAGCAGAAGUCACAACGACAAAAUGAAUCUCGCGAAAAGACUGAUCGGAGGCAUCAUUGAUGUUGUAAGCAACAUCGAUCCGGCUCAGUUUGUGCCAUCAUCACCUCCUCCUCAACGCAGACCUCUAAACUUCGCUGAGGCUCACGAGAAUGAUGAGGAGAAACAGUUUCGGAGAGUUUUCCAACAGCUGGCUGGAGAGGACAUGGAGGUGAGCCCCAAAGAGCUGAUGGACAUCCUCAACAGAAUCAUCGGCAAACACGGAGGCCUGAAGACUGACGGUUUCAGCAUUGAGUCCUGCAGAAGCAUGGUUGCUGUAAUGGAUAGUGACAGCACAGGGAAACUGGGCUUCCACGAGUUCAAAUACAUGUGGAACAACAUCAAGAAAUGGCAGAGUAUCUACUUAAAAUAUGAUACUGAUGGUUCAGGUACCAUCAGCUCUGAUGAGCUGCCCAAAGCCUUUACAGCUGCAGGUUUCCCUCUGAAUGAGCAGCUCUUUACGUUGAUUGUACGUCGCUAUAGCGAUGAGCAUGGCAGCAUGGACUUUGACAAUUUCAUCGGCUGCCUGGUACGGCUGGACGCCAUGUGCAGAGCCUUUAAGACUCUGGAUAAGGACAACAGCGGCUGCAUCGAACUGGAUAUUAAGGAGUGGCUUCAGCUGACCAUGUACUCUUAAGGCGACGGAGAGAAGCUGCUCCACAAAACAUUACUUUAUCUCAUCCCGACCCCCUCCCAAUCCUCUCACUACACGUGUAUGUGUGUGUGCGCGCUUGCUUGUGCAAUAGUACCCCGCUGUCUCCAUGGGACCAAAGUGUCAGCAUAGAGCUCAAGUCAAGAAAAAAACCAAAGUGGGACCAAAGUGGAGCUGAGGCUGACUGUUGCACCGUCCUCCUGCUAGCCUCCCAUCGUUACAGUUUUCUAUGUAUUGUGUUUUACAGCCAAUUAUAGACGAUUAUUGUUUUUGAACGGCAACUCAAUAAAGUGAAACAACUGACAUUCAA